Penicilliopsis zonata CBS 506.65 is the source of this 1829-nucleotide messenger RNA. RefSeq lists its product as hypothetical. Gene Ontology annotation, biological process: endoplasmic reticulum inheritance; mRNA transport. Lineage: Eukaryota; Fungi; Ascomycota; Eurotiomycetes; Eurotiales; Aspergillaceae. The transcript has 2 exons. Bases 408 to 1442 code for a protein of 344 amino acids. The record is from RefSeq and is a predicted model, not a curated record.
GUUCUGCCUCCACCACACUGUGAUGAUGUCUCGGCAAUGAGUAAGCGCCAGAAUAGUGCUCUACCUGCAGAUUUGGUGCAUCUGAAGCUUGAUCUGCUUCCUGGUAUGUCUCAAACUCUCGCCUUUCUUUCUCCAUCUCGUCUGCCCGCAAGCCCCGUCACCUCUCCCCUCCACCCGUUGCUUAGGGAUACUUGGGAUUCAUCAGAAUCUGGAUCUGGAUCUGGAUGGCAAGAAGCUGUAGCCUCUGUCUGCAGUUUAUUUCUUAGCUCGUGCAUCCUGUGUGGUGAACUCCUUGCAGCCCGCAGCGACUGUCUUGUCGGACCACACGGUGGACGUGUUACAGAUCCCUGUCUCAACUUCUUUGAUACACCUGUUUCCUGCUUUUGUUGGACGAUACAAAAUUCGAGAUGGUUCGCUUCGGAUGGGGAAAGAGGGCCAAGAAGAAAGAAGAAACAGUUGCUGACUCGAAUGAUGCUACGCCCAGUACAGAGCUUCCUCGUGUUAGCUUAUCCCAUGUGGAUACACAAUUAAAUAUGCACCACCAAGCAAAUCUCUUUGACAGUCAGGAAACGGACCAGCAGGCCGGAACACCUCCGAUGGAGUUGUCCUCAGAACCCUCCACUCUCCCCGUAUCCCCCAAUCUCUCGAGCAUAUCGCAUGGCGAAUCCUCGGCCUCAGAAUGGUCUUCCGCCGUCGGCCACGCAACCACCGGCAAGUCCGGCCGCGUCAUCCACAAUCUGCAGGAGGAGAUCGCUCGCUUGACUCGUGAAUGCAGUCUGUACCGCUCCCGCGCAGAGGAAACACAGCGCAGCAAUGAGGCGUACAAAAUACAGCUCCAGAAUAUGACGGAACGGCUGCGAAACCUCGAACAGGUGAACGAGACAAACCUGAGCUCCAUAGCCCGCAAGGACAGAAAAAUUGAGGAAUUGCGGGUAGAGAUACAGUCUGAAAAGGACAGGCGGCUGGAGUCAGAGCAGGAGACUCGCAAGAUCCAUCAGUUGAUGGCUGAGGGUCGCGAUGAGUUCAACCGCAAGUGUGCCGAGCUCCAGGAAACGACCAAUCACUUCCGUACCCAAUACGAUGUUCUCGCCAGGGCUGGACAGCGGGAGCGGGCCGAUUUUCAGAAGAAGUUCAAAGGCAUCCAAAAGGAUUUUCUCGCGCUCAAGGAGCAUAGCGAGAAGAAAGAUCUACAGCUUGAACGUCUAGAUGCGGUCAUGGCGCAGAAGAACCGUGAGAUCGAAGUCAGCAGAGAAAGUUUCGAUAAACUCUUUGAAGAAUACAAGGCCUACAGAGACGCCCAGGACCGGGAGCUUCGCGGUCUGAUCGAACGAGCACGUCAGAAAGAGUCCGACCUUGAUGCGGCCCUCGCUUCGCUCAAAGAAACCGAAGGCAAAAUGAAAUGGACGAUCCAGGUCAAAGGUGAAGUGAAAGACUCCGAGUGAAAUGAAGCACAACUGCGAUGCUCUCUCUAUUACCAUGGUGUUUGAGUUUGAGACUCGACCCUGAAACCCCCCGACCACUUCGCGAUCUCUACACUUUCUCCCGUACAUUUUUUUUUCGGCUUACAUUGAACAAAAUUCGACAAGAGAUUUCCAUCGCCCCGGUGGUUCUUGAAAAUCUCACCUUCUAUUUCGGCUUCUCUUCAUUAUUAUUACUAUUACUAUUGUUAUUAUUACUAUUUUCCCAGCGCCGCCAAGCCUCUGAUACCCUGGGAACGGCUACGACGUUGACUACCAUCCAGUCCCAUUCGCCCGGAGUUUACGUUGAAGGUUAUGAUUUCUAGAAUAUGUUAAACAAUAUCGAAAAUAACGGACAGAAUAAGCAAAAAA